GGCGGCUCGAAUGACGUCAUCGUGAGGGCGGGACGUGUCCUGCGGAAGUGACGAAGGCGGUCGCCAUGGUGGUCGGCGCGUUCCCCAUCGCCAAGCUGCUGAUGCUCGGGAUCCGCCAGGUCAGCCGACCGCUCGCCAACUCCAUCAAGGCUAACGCCCGGAGGAAUGAGUUCUUUAAGCGUUAUGUCUGCUUGCCGCCGGCGCAGGCCUAUCACUGGAUUGAAAUGAAAACCAAGAUGAGGAUCAUGGGGUUCAAAAGUGGUAUGGUGCAACCCUUGAGCGAGGAGGUCGCAGCAGAACUGGGCGCUGAGCUUCUGGGAGAGGGCAUUGUAUUCUUCAUCGGAGGCGCCUGCAUCUUUGCCGAGUACAUGAGGCAGUCCACCAACGCGGCAAGAAAAGAGGAGGAACUGAACAGCACGUUGCAGAACCUGCAGGAGCAGGUUGCCCAGCUCUCCCUGACUAUCGAGGAACUUGAUGCCCGGAUCCGAGAAAACAAUCGUCUUAUCCACUCACUCCCUCAGCCCUCGAAGUAGCACUCUGAGCCGAGGUUUGACGGUUGGGAAAAAAAAACUCCUUGAUGGGGAUGAAAGUUGCCCCCAGUUCAGACAACUGCUUGGGUUUUAAAAAACUCUUCCAAGUGAGUCCUGCUAUAUUGGGAUGUGGGAGCAGGGGGGGUUUGAGCACUGAAGACUAAUCACUUGCCUGCUAUAAAUACCUCCAAUUUUGACAUGCACACACGUUGAUGCUGUAAAUUCCUUAGUCCUGUUUGUACUUUUGUUCGAAUUCAUGGCUGUAUAAACCAUUGUUUGGGCUAUCACAGCGUGUGUGCCUUGGAACCCCUGUAACAGUUUGGCAAUCAUGAGUUUAAAUUUUGCCAGGUUGCGUCAAACCAUUCCCUGGUUUCAUUCUCAGUUUCAUGCCACGUAGCGACUUCACACGGGAAGAACCAUCAGCUGGAAGGAAUGAUAGACUCAUAACAGUGCCUUGCAGAAACUGCCUUUGGGAACCAGUGUCACCCUGACUUGCCUUGUUUGAGUAAAGCAAGUCUCUCUGUCUCGUCCAUAAUAGCGUCCACUGCCUGGAAAACACUAUUGUCUUUGGGAAUUUUGGCCAAACAGUGUAUUUCUCAACAUGCAACGUUGCCACAUUUGAGUUUAUGUUCCUGUCUGCAUUUUAGUUCUGUGUACGCCUGGAACAGAGGAUGUAUUAAAGAUUUUAAGACUGGACAAUGACAAGAAACAUACAUCUCACACCAUUAGGAUGAACUGUGACUUUUCUUUCUUGCAAUCUUUUAACAGUAUGCUAAAUAUGUCCAGUAACAAGACAAUGGGUAAAAUUUUAAAGGGAUACCAAAUGCAAAUUUAUGUAAAGAAAUGACAUGGCACCCCAACAGCUUCAGACAGGGAACGGAUGUCUGCCCUUAGUAUCCCACCUCCUGAUCUUAUAUUGCAGUUAGACUCACCUGGUGUUAGUGUCCGAGCCAGUGAUUAUUUACAAGUAAAAAGUUGAUCAUGUUUCUUCAUUUCUGAUGGAGUUAUAAAUUUCAGCAGUAAAGGGCUGAAUUUGGUUUCCAUUCUAUUAACUGUAGCAUGUUUUUUUUUUGUUGGUGGGAACGGAUUGAGGUUCCUCCCCUGUACCUUUCUCCUCAAUCCUGCCACAAUAUUAAUAUUUUGCUGAAGUACAUAGAUGUACAACAUCAAGUUGAGCUGUGCAAACUCACUGCGGCAAAAAAGGCCUUUCUGAAUCUGUGGUUUAAUCCCAGGAGUGUUCGAAGGUGGGUGAUGCUUGAGUAAAUGUUAGGUGUCUGCCUGGGGUAAUGAAUUAAGGGUGUAUUUAAACCAUUUUAGCUUGGUUCUCAAAUUGGCAACAUGAUGCAGGGAGACUCAGCACUUUGUAGUCAUGUCAGUUGAUUUAGAAUUAUGCUUGCUCUAUGACCACUUUCUCAAGUACCACUUUUAUUGAAAAUACACUUGAGUAUUAGCCAUUGGCUUCAUUAAGAUGUUUUCACAUCAAAAAUAAAUUUGUGCAGGCCAAAUUGUCACUUGUAAUGAUACAAUUGUACAAAUGGACUAAAGUGUUACAGUUUCAUCAGCAUUACAGUGGCUGGGAGUGGUGUGGCCCUGUUAAAAUGGCUAGUGUGGUGUACCUCCAAAUUUCACAUGCAGGCCAACUGUGGCUUAGAGGAAAGCUCACUUGCCUGUACAUCAAGUCCCAAUUCAGAGAGACUGGAGCAUAGUACGUUUGACUAAUACUCCCAGUACAGUACUGUGUCACUGGUACAGUGUUGGAGAUGCUACCUUUCAGUGGCAAACACUGGUCUGUGAUAGUGAUGUCAACAGCAUAGGUUCAAUUCCUACACUAGCUGAAGUUACCAUGAAGGCUUCUCCUUCUCAACCACUUCCCCUAGCCUGAACCAUAGUAACUCAGGUUAAACCACCACCAGUUCUCUCUCACUUCGAUGUGACUGUGUACCUAUGGUCCAGUAGGACUUUGGCUCCUGCAUUUUUUUUUAGAAAAAGCAAUGGUUACUUGACUCUUGACAUUAGACUGUGACCCUCUCAGCUUCUCCGUCCAUCCCUCCCCCAGCAAUCUCUGCUCAUUCCAAGAUUGCAAAGGCCAGGUGUGGAGUGUCAUGUGGCAGUAGACAGAGAUCUGCGAGUGUGUGUAUGGUCUCAGCUUAGCAGUGUGAUCUUUGCUUUAAUGACUGGAAUGCCCACUUAUCUUGUAAUAAAAGAUUUAUUUACAAAACAUUGUAAAAUAAUUAUAAAUAAAAUCUAUUGAUGACAA
Molecule: messenger RNA, 2787 nt
Organism: Chiloscyllium plagiosum (whitespotted bambooshark)
Lineage: Eukaryota; Metazoa; Chordata; Chondrichthyes; Orectolobiformes; Hemiscylliidae
Gene: opa3
Product: outer mitochondrial membrane lipid metabolism regulator OPA3
Biological process (GO): regulation of lipid metabolic process
Cellular component (GO): mitochondrion
Source: RefSeq, a predicted model, not a curated record